GGACCGCGACCUCGCGCCGCCCGCUGCAGGCCUAAUGCCGCCGGGGCUCCGGGCUGGGGGUCACCCCACCUGGGCCUUCUCGCGUCGGGGGAUGGGGGCAGCCUGGGGUUUCUCCGCGAAGCCGGCCUCUCCGCCCCCGCCUUUCUUUCCAUCCUCUCCCUGGAGAGCCGGGUCGGGCUGGGGUCCGUGCUGUCCCCCAGGAAUCCCUCCACCACCAGGACGGCUAGGCCUAGUGGGGAGAGGUCUCUGCCGCUCCCCGGGAACCCUCCUACAGGAUGGUUGGGCUGGGUGAGGGGGCGGGGUCUGCGUAGUACCCCUGGGAAUCACCUAGGACAGCUGCCCUGUUGUGCUCAGGGAGCUCACGGGGAUGGCCAGGCCUGGAGCCCGGUCUGUACCUCUCCCAAGACCGAGACACCCUUCACCCGGGGCAGCCUGGCGGGGUGGAGAUCUGCGCCUACCCCCCAGAACCGGCGGAUGCACUCACUUUCCCGGGAAGUUUACCUCUGCGGCUGAACCCCCAAGGGUUCAGGGCCCAGCCUUUUCUUCCCUCCUAGCCAUGGGGGCUUCUCUUCUCACCCGACACCCACUCCUCCUAGCCCAGCAGGCAGGCUUGGGCAGCCCCCCAGGGCUCCACACUUUGGCCGGCAACUGGAGGCAUCUGAGUCCCACCUCCUGAGGGUGGCAAGUGAUCCUGGCCACCGCUGGUCACCAAGCCUCAAGCGCAGGCCCUAGCCCGCUUUACAGAUGCACAGACUGAGGUGGGGGCUGACACCCUGCUUCCUUCCUUCCCGGAAGGGGCACCUUCUGCUGGAAAGCUGUGGCCUCCAGCCAUUGUUUCUCUGCUGCGUUAGGGGCUUUCCCUCUGACAGGAAGGGGCAGUGGCCCAGCGCGCCUGUCCCCUGACCUGUUUCUGGAACUGCUGGUCACUUGGGGGACCCCGUCCUUACGGUGAAGCAGACAGCUGGGGCUUCCUGGCAGGGCAAGUGGACUUUUAAUUACCCACCGUAGAGUGUAUGGAGAUUACUGGAGGAGAGACGCUGUGUAAGUGCAAAGCAUUGUUAUUAUGGAAUUAAAGAUCCCAGCUCCUGCCCGCCUCCAGAAGCAGUAAUGCAGAGUUACUGAAGAAAAAAUUAGGGCUUCCAGACCGUACUGAUGUGAAGUCCCCACCCCCAUCUGUUCUGGUUCAGAGCAUAAUUGCCUCAUCUUUAGAAAGAAAGAAGACAGAAAAUGCCUGCCAAGCCCUUCUCCUGCCCUGCUUUCCUGCAAAGCUCUGGGUCUCUUCUGGCUCGGGGCAUUGGGGGACCUGCCCUGAUCCUAUGGGCACUGACCAGAGAGAUGAGGUGGGCCACCUGAGCCUGCUUGAGGACCUGACCAGAGAGAUGAGGUGGGCCACCUGAGCCUGCUUGAGGACCUGAGUCUCCAGGGCAGUAGUGAACGGGGCAUGUGACUCCGGCCACAUAAGAGGCUGGACAGCCUAAGUUUGGGACGUCUGCGCUUGAUUUGGUGUGGCCUCCACAAUCACAGCAGAGAACGUGCUGGCCAAAGCCCUCUACGACAAUGUGGCCGAGUCCCCAGAUGAGCUCUCCUUCCGCAAGGGCGACAUCAUGACGGUGCUGGAGCGGGACACGCAGGGCCUAGAUGGCUGGUGGCUCUGCUCGCUGCACGGGCGCCAAGGCAUCGUGCCCGGGAACCGCCUCAAGAUCCUGGUGGGCAUGCAUGACAAGAAGCCCGUGGGGCCCGGCCCCGGCCCACCCGCCAGCUCGGCCCUGCCUCAGCCCAGCCUCCACCCCCCGGCAGCCCAGUACACACCCAUGCUGCCUGCCACGUACCAGCCCCAGCCGGACAGUGUCUACCUGGUGCCUACCCCCAGCAAGACUCAGCAAGGCCUCUACCAAGCCCCUGGGCCCAGCCCCCAGUUCCAGUCUCCCCCGGCCAAGCAGACAGCCACAUUCUCCAAGCAGAUGCCCCAUCACCCGUUUCCCAGCCCAGCGCCAGACCUUUACCAGGUGCCCCCGGGGCCUGGCAGCCCUGCCCAGGACAUCUACCAGGUGCCGCCUUCCGCUGGGAUAGGACACGACAUCUACCAGGUCCCCCCAUCCAUGGAUGCACGGAGCUGGGAGGGGACGAAGCCACCAGCCAAGGUGGCGGUGUCCACCCGCGUGGGGCAAGGCUAUGUGUUCGAGGCCCCCCAGCCCGAGCAGGACGAGUACGACAUCCCACGCCACCUGCUGGCCCCGGGGCCCCAGGACAUCUACGACGUGCCCCCUGUUCGGGGGCUGCUUCCCAGCCAGUACGGCCAGGAGGUAUAUGACACACCCCCCAUGGCUGUCAAGGGUCCCAAUGGCCGGGACCCAUCGCUGGACGUGUAUGAUGUGCCCCCCAGUGUGGAGAAGGGCCUGCCGCUGUCCAGCCAUCAUGCGGUGUACGAUGUUCCUCCAUCGGUGAGCAAAGACGUGCCCGACGGCCCACUGCUGCGUGAGGAGACCUAUGACGUGCCCCCCGCCUUCGCCAAGGCCAAGCCCUUUGACCCGACCCGCCACCCGCUGGUGCUCGCCGCACCCCCUCCGGACUCGCCACCAGCUGAGGACGUGUACGACGUGCCGCCCCCGGCUCCUGACCUCUACGACGUGCCCCCCGGUUUGCGGCGGCCUGGCCCGGGCACCCUCUACGACGUGCCCCGAGAGCGGGUCCUUCCUCCCGAGGCAGCCAACGGCAGCGUGGCCGACGACGGUGUGUACGCGGUGCCCCCCCCUGCCGAGCGAGAGGCCCCGGCCGACGCCAAGCGCCUGUCAGCCUCCAGCACGGGCAGCACACGCAGCAGCCAGUCGGCCUCCUCCCUGGAGGCAGCGGUGCCGGGCCGUGAGCCCCUGGAGCUGGAGGUGGCCGUGGAGGCCCUGGCACGGCUACAGCAGGGCGUGAGCGCCACCGUGGCCCACCUCUUGGACCUGGCAGGCAGUGCGGGCGGGUGUGGGGGCUGGCGCAGCACCUCUGAGCCUCAGGAGCCUCCGGCACAGGACCUGCGGGCUGCCGUGGCCGCCGUCCACGGGGCCGUCCACGAGCUGCUGGAGUUUGCCCGCAGCGCCGUGGGCAAUGCCGCCCACACUUCCGACCGCACGCUGCAUGCCAAGCUUAGCCGGCAACUGCAGAAGAUGGAGGACGUGUACCAGACGCUGGUGGCCCACGGCCAGGCCCUUGACAGUAGCCGGGAAGGCCUGGGGGCCACUCCCGAAGACCUGGACCGCCUGGUGGCCUGCUCGCGGGCUGUGCCCGAGGAUGUCAAGCAGCUGGCCUCCUUCUUGCAUGGCAACGCCUCGCUGCUCUUCAGACGGACCAAGGCCUCUGUCCCAGGGCCUGAGGGGGGUGGCCCCCUGCACCUCAACCCCACCGACAAGGCCAGCAGCAUCCAGUCCCGGCCCCUGCCCUCACCCCCCAAGUUCACCUCCCAGGACUCGCCUGAUGGGCAGUACGAGAACAGUGAGGGAGGCUGGAUGGAGGAUUACGACUACGUCCACCUGCAGGGGAAGGAAGAGUUUGAGAAGACCCAGAAGGAGUUGCUGGAAAAGGGCAACAUAAUGCGGCAGGGGAAGGGCCAGCUGGAGCUGCAGCAGCUGAAGCAGUUUGAACGGCUGGAGCAGGAGGUGUCACGGCCCAUAGACCAUGACCUGGCCAACUGGAUGCCAGCCCAGCCCCUGGCCCCGGGCCGGACGGGCGGCCUGGGGCCCUCGGACCGGCAGCUGCUGCUCUUCUACCUGGAGCAGUGCGAGGCGAACCUGACCACGCUCACCAACGCCGUGGAUGCCUUCUUCACCGCCGUGGCCACCAACCAGCCCCCCAAAAUCUUCGUGGCACACAGCAAGUUUGUCAUCCUCAGCGCCCACAAGCUGGUAUUCAUCGGGGACACACUGUCACGGCAGGCUAAGGCGGCCGACGUCCGCAGCCAGGUGACCCACUACAGCAACCUGCUGUGUGACCUCCUGCGCGGCAUCGUGGCCACCACCAAGGCCGCUGCCCUCCAGUACCCGUCGCCUGCCGCCGCCCAGGACAUGGUGGACAGGGUCAAGGAGCUGGGCCACAGCACCCAGCAGUUCCGCCGGGUCCUGGGCCAGCUGGCAGCUGCCUGAGAGCCGUCACCAGAGGGACGGAGGGCAAGAGGAGGAGGGUGGCGAUGGGCAUGGGGACAGGCGACCCCAGCUCCACCCGGGCCUGGUGCCCCAGACUGUACAGGGAGUUGUGUAUAUUUAUGGCGGGGCAGGAUGUGGGACGGUGCCUCCUCAAAGGAGCCCGAGCAGAGCUGGGCCCCGGAGCCCAGGCCAGGAGUGGCUGGCCGUCUUUCCUGAGCGUGCUGAGGGCCCGGGGGGCGCCCAACAUUCGGGGCUGGGCUGGGGGCUCGCAGACCGCUUGACCCACAUGGCCUCAGGUGACCCCUCAGGCUGACCAUGAGGGUGCCGUGUCCCCCUGGCAGGGCAAGCGUGGCUGUGGUGUAUUCUCUCUGCACCAGGAGAAAACCCUAAAAAACUAUUUUUCAUUAUUGAUUUUCCAAUCAUUUGACUAAUAGUCUACAUUUAAAUAAAAUUAAAAAAAUGAAAA
Messenger RNA from Delphinapterus leucas (beluga whale), 4587 nucleotides. The record is from RefSeq and is a predicted model, not a curated record. Lineage: Eukaryota; Metazoa; Chordata; Mammalia; Artiodactyla; Monodontidae.